GACACUAAUGACACUGAUAAGUGCAAUGGCAGAUAGUAAUGGUAAUAUUUUGUGAAAAGGAAUAAUAAAACCUAAUAAAAAAAUAUAUGUAAAUUUUUAAACUUAAAAUUUUAUAGCCCACAUUGUAUUUUUUCACUAACAAAAUAAUUUAUAGGAAUACACAAUAAAUAUGUCAUCAGGCCGGCCCAUUAAAUGUGUGGUUGUUGGAGAUGGAACCGUAGGAAAAACUUGUAUGCUCAUUUCUUAUACCACAGAUAGUUUUCCUGGCGAAUAUGUUCCGACAGUGUUUGACAAUUAUUCCGCCCCAAUGGUAGUUGAUGGAAUUUCUGUUAGUUUAGGACUUUGGGAUACUGCAGGUCAAGAGGAUUACGAUAGGUUACGACCUCUAUCCUAUCCACAGACAGAUGUUUUUUUGAUAUGUUUCAGUGUAGCAUCACCAUCCUCUUUUGAAAAUGUUACUUCUAAGUGGUAUCCUGAAAUUAAACAUCACUGUCCAGAUGCACCCAUUAUAUUAGUUGGUACGAAAAUAGAUUUAAGAGAUGAUAGAGAAACUUUGAAUUCUCUUGCUGAUCAAGGUCUCAGUCCUAUAAAAAGAGAACAAGGACAAAAAUUGGCCAAUAAGAUUAGAGCUGUAAAAUAUAUGGAAUGCUCGGCUUUAACUCAGAGGGGUCUUAAACAGGUAUUUGAUGAAGCUGUUAGGGCAGUACUCCGACCCGAACCUCAAAAAAGGCGCCAACGCAAAUGUUUGGUUAUGUAACCUUUUUGGUUAUAUAUUUUUGGAAGUCUCUAAAUUUAAUACUCAUUUUGAUAAUGUUGCAGUUUUUAUUUUCUAUUUGGGAUCUGUGGUUUUCAUAAUAAACAAUUUAAGCAGCAUCCAUUUUAUCAAAUCUAAGUAGUUUAUUAUUGCACAUAAUAAAUGAUCAGAUUUUAUUAAAGAAUGGUCAUUUCAGAUGAGUUACAACACAUUUAUAGAUGAAACUAAUUUGUAAUUAAAUUUAUAAUUUAUUUUUGUCACAAUUUCAAUUAGAUCUGACAUCUGUAUUAAUCCUCUUUAUACAGUGCAGGUAUUAAGUCUUACCUGUCUAUUUUUAUUUUAAUCAAGGUGUUUUAUAACAUAUAAAAAAUUGUCAUCCCUUUUACCCCCUUCCCUUGACAGACAGUUUCCUCUUCCGACUAUUCUUUGAUGUCUUGUCAAAUGGCUCUCAUAAAGUUUGGGUUUAAAAUAACCCCCAUAGGUAAAAAAUCUAGAGGAGUCAGAUCUGGUGAGCAGCAAUAUGAGAAGGAGCUCCAUCCUGCUGAAAAAUAAUAUCCCCAAUGAAAUCGCCUGGAUUGUUUCUAACUAAAUCAUAUCAUUAAUUAUUGAAGGAACUAUUUGUGUCUGUAACAGGUAUAGAUUGGUUUUUUUCCCGUUAAAUUUCUGACAAUAAAGAGUCUAUAUUGUUUUCUGCUAGUAUACUUGCCCAAACAUUUAAUUUAUUCGGAAAUUGAGUAUGACACCCUCAAAACAAUGGAGGGGUUCCAUUGAACCAAUAUCUGACGUUUUGUCGAUGUACAUGACAAUUUAAAUAGAAUGUAGCUUUUUCGGAAAAAUAAAUAUGUCUUAAGUAAUUUGGAUCUUGUGAAGUAUUAUUAUCUAUAGUUUCACAAAAUUGCAGUCAUUGAUCUAGAUCACCAUAUGUCAAUUUUUGCUUUAUUUUCAGUUUAUAUGGAUGAAAAUUUUGCUUAUUUAAAAUGUUUAGACAGAUCUGUAACUUACCACAAAUUGAGACGAAAUAUCCACAAUAUUUUUUUUAGAACUGUGUGAACAUUUCUAGAAGUUUUAUUUUUAUAUAAUUAUUAUGACUGUAUAUGUGGAUGCUGCUUUAAAUUUUUUCAAUUAUAUACACAAUUUUUCUAUUCAUUUUUAAUCGUGUGAUUUGUUUCAACAAACAUUUUUCUGUAUAGUUUAGUUGAUUUCAGAACAAAAAAUUAUCCAUCUUUUCGAAUUCCUAAUGGCUAUACUAUAACAAACAGUUAACCUCAAAUAUUAUUCAGAAGCAUAAACCUUGAAUAUUUCAAAUAUAUUUGCUGACAAAAAUGGUAACCAUUCACCAAUUUCAGAUUUAAAAAAUUUUUAUGUCUUGAUUUGCUAUUUACAGGUUUAUCAGUUGAAUUUCUUAGAACUUAUUAAUCUUCACUCGCUUUACUACAAUUUCAAGAGGUGUGGGCUUAAGAAAGCCAUAGAGCUUAAGGCCUUAGGUAUCAUACACCAAUCACAGAACAACGAGAUCGUCGAUUCAACAUCAACUGGUCCAUUGACCCGGAUUGCCGGUUCCAUAUAGGAAAAACUACAGAUUCACAACCUUUGCAAUUGUGACAAUCAUAUAAAAAAAGGAAAGUUCUUAGAUUUGAUUUAGUAAAAGAGUCUUGCUUCAAACGCUUGGAACAUUCUCCAAAUUGGGAUGAGUUAGGGCGACUGAGGGGGCUACAAACGGACUACCCAAACAAUUAUGACUGACAAGGCCUCUCUAACCAGACAAUGACAAACCAGUGGUUCUAAGAGCUCAGAAUGAGUAAAGUAUAUCGUCAAAAAAGAAGUUUUGACAUUUUUUCCACACUGGAUGCUGCCCUUUUAAGUUGAGCAUCGUCGUAGCCUUCUGCUUUAGUUGUAGACAAAGAAUUCAGGGGGAGAACGAAAUCAAGUUACCUUUAGUGAAAAAGUCUACUUCUAUCAGAUGAGGCACAAUGGUCAGCCAAGGAGUAGGAAGCAUUUACCUUGGCUACCAAGAUCUCCCAAUCUGUCUCAUAUUGAAUAUAUCUGGGAUGUAACUGAUUAAAGGCUCUUAAAUUGUAGCAUCCUUUACAGACUUUAACAGCACUUUCAUCGAGUGCAUAAAGAAUAACCUCUUUACAAAACAUGAUGAUGACACAUCUCAAUCUGUUGUUUAAUGAAGCAUUAAAAAAAGCUCUCAAAUUCUUUAAAAAAUUAUUAUAACCAAAUGAACAGAUGUGUGCGAUUUCCUUUAUAGAUAGACAGUACCUAUAAUUUUCUAUUUUAUCUGUGACCUCUACCAUAGUUUUCGGCAGGUUAACAAAAUAAUAGUUGGUUUGCAUUGCACUUUUUCCUCUAUUAUUAUUAUCAUAUUUGUUAUUUGACCAAAAUUAGACUAUAACUUAGAAUUUAGUGACUCAGUAAAUAUUAAAAUUUAUAAAUAUUCAUUAUAUUGCUCAUGUAUAUAUUAUACUUAACCAAUUGUUAACUGUUUGUUUAGUUUCACUACAUAUUUAUCAUUUUGCAACUUUUGAUUCUGUUUAAAAAAACUACUCAACCUAUAACAAUUUUUACAAUUUACAAAUAUUUUCUACACAAUUUUUACAACCAUAUAUUAAUCGAAUUUUUAAGAAAAAUCUCUUUUUUAUAUAUAAAAAAACGUAGUGUCGUACAACGAAAUGCGUUAAUUAAAAGUUGUUUUAUAUGAAACUAUUUGCAUUAUAUUGGUGAACAUAUAUUACAUCUUCGAGAUUAUUUAAUUGGUUGAGAAGCAUCUUUGAAUUGUAAUUAUUGAAUGAGAAUAUUCAAUAAUAUUCACAUUCAAUUUUCUGGAACAACAACAAUUACUUUUUAUAUAUAUAUCCCCUUUUAUAGCGUUAUACGCCUUUGGGUUCCUAAUCUCCAGGCCUGUCUAUCUUGCCAGUCGUCGACUGCUAGGUUCCUUUCGGACAUUGCUCUAGUGAUUCCUUGUAGCCAUGUUCUAGGUGGUCUUCCCCUCUUUCUUUUUUCUUUGGGGGUCCAUUCUAAUAUUAUUCUUGGUAGUCGUUCUCUUCCCAUUCUCUUAAUGUGUCCGUACCAAAUCAACUGUU
Messenger RNA from Diorhabda sublineata, 3840 nucleotides. RefSeq names its product ras-related C3 botulinum toxin substrate 1 (gene Mtl). Bases 170 to 757 code for a protein of 195 amino acids. The record is from RefSeq and is a predicted model, not a curated record. NCBI's taxonomy places the organism in Eukaryota, Metazoa, Arthropoda, Insecta, Coleoptera, Chrysomelidae. Gene Ontology annotation, molecular function: GTP binding; GTPase activity. Gene Ontology annotation, biological process: small GTPase-mediated signal transduction. The transcript is spliced from 4 exons.